UAAACUACAAUGGAACGGUCUGUCCCGGUGCAUUUUAUUGCGUCAUCAACAUGGCGGAGGGUGACCAUGGUAAAAGGGACGCCGGGGACUCGGACCAAAACAACGCCGAAAACGCCGAAAUGAUGGAGGUUGAAGGGGAAGAAGUUGAGGCAGCCGGGGCAGAGGGAACCGGGGAACUGUCCGAGUUCGUCAUGGCGCACUACAACCAACAGAGGGAGGAGGGUAGAUUUGAGGGGAAUGAGGACAUCAGUGCAGAGCGGACACAGAACUUCAUGGAGAGGGCACUGGCAGAGAGUCAGAGACAACCUUUCUAUUAA
Molecule: messenger RNA, 317 nt
Organism: Branchiostoma belcheri (Belcher's lancelet)
Lineage: Eukaryota; Metazoa; Chordata; Leptocardii; Amphioxiformes; Branchiostomatidae
Exons: 3
Coding region: 51-317 (88 amino acids)
Source: RefSeq, a predicted model, not a curated record